Messenger RNA from Impatiens glandulifera, 1503 nucleotides. Its product is annotated as CBL-interacting serine/threonine-protein kinase 12-like. Gene Ontology annotation, biological process: protein phosphorylation; signal transduction. Lineage: Eukaryota; Viridiplantae; Streptophyta; Magnoliopsida; Ericales; Balsaminaceae. The transcript has 2 exons. Bases 1 to 1503 code for a protein of 500 amino acids. Gene Ontology annotation, molecular function: ATP binding; protein kinase activity. The record is from RefSeq and is a predicted model, not a curated record.
AUGGCGACAAUCAACAUGGCUCCCAUAUGGAAGAAGGAUUCAUCGUCUCAAACCUCUCUUCUUCUCGGUCGCUACGAAAUGGGUAAGCUUCUUGGCCAUGGAAGUUUCGCCAAGGUCUACCUCGCGCGAAACGUGAAAACCGACGAAUUGGUAGCGAUUAAGGUAAUUGACAAAGACAAAAUCCUCAAAGGCGGAUUAAUCGCGCAUAUCAAACGCGAGAUCUCAAUCCUUCGACGAGUUAGACACCCCAACAUCGUUCAAUUGUUUGAGGUCAUGGCGACCAAGGCCAAGAUCUACUUUGUUAUGGAAUAUGUUCGGGGUGGUGAACUUUUCAAUAAGGUGGCGAAAGGGAGAUUGAAGGAAGAAGUUGCUAGGAAGUAUUUUCAGCAACUCAUAUCUGCCGUGUCUUUCUGCCACACCCGAGGCGUUUUUCAUCGAGAUUUGAAGCCGGAGAAUCUCCUUCUCGAUGAAAACGGAGACCUUAAGGUCUCCGAUUUCGGACUCAGCGCCGUCUCCGAUCAGAUUCGACAAGACGGUCUGUUUCAUACAUUCUGUGGGACUCCUGCUUAUGUGGCGCCAGAGGUUCUAGCUAGAAAAGGAUAUGAUGGGGCUAAGGUGGACAUUUGGUCAUGUGGGGUGAUUUUAUUUGUACUAAUGGCUGGGUAUUUACCAUUUCAAGACCAAAACAUUAUGGCGAUGUAUAAAAAGAUUUACAAUGGUGAAUUUCGAUGUCCGAGGUGGUUUUCAUCGGAAUUGACUCGAUUCUUGACGCGUUUACUCGAUACGAAUCCGGUAACAAGAAUUACAAUUCCGGACAUUAUGAAGGUUAGAUGGUUUAAGAAAGGGUUUAAGCAUUUGAAAUUCUACAUAGAGGAUGAUAAAUUGUGUUGCGUUCCCAAUUUGGAGGACGACAUUGGGUCCGAAUCCGAUCAGUCGUUGUCUGAAUCGGAUUCGGAUAUUGAUGUCAAUACCAAGAGGUCCAUUUCGGCUAUGCCAAGGCCAGCUAGCUUGAAUGCGUUCGACAUCAUAUCAUUCUCGCAGAGUCUUGAUCUUUCGGGGUUGUUUGAAGAAGGAGGCGGAGGAGAAGGAAAUAGGUUUCUAUCGAGGGCUUCGGUUUCGAAGAUUAUAUCCAAGUUGGAAGAGAUUGCGAAAGUUGUUAGUUUUACCGUUAGGAAGAAGGAUUGUAGGGUUAGUUUGGAGGGGUCGAAGAAUGGGGUGAAAGGACCUUUGACAAUUGCGGUUGAGAUAUUCGAAUUGACGACAUGUUUGCGAGUGGUGGAAGUGAGGAAGAAGGCCGGGGAUCGAGAAGAGUACGAGGAGUUUUGUAAUAAGGAAUUGAAGCCGGUUUUGCAAAGCCUUGUUGUUGUUGGAGAAGAAGAUUCGGAACCGGUUUUACAAAGUCAUGUUGUCGCGGACGAACCAGGUUCAUCCUUACAUUCUUCGUUCGGUUCGUCCAAUUCUAUUACAUCUUUUUCCGAUUUUCCAUCCGAUAAUGAAUUGUAG